AUGGCCCCCGUACUCCCCGAGCCUAAGGUUGCCACGGUUUCGCAAAUUGUGGCUGAUGCAGCUAAGGUUAUCGACAUUAAAGACCCCGUUUGGGAUACUACUCAACUGUACAUGGCAUAUGGGCAGCUCAUCAGUGCCGUCCAUCAGAUGGGGCCCUGGAUUGCUUUGGGAGGCCCUGGCCUCCUACCUUUCCAAGAUGCGGUUAAUCUAUUCUUUCGCAUUCGCACACUUUUUCAUAAGGUUAUUAAUUCCGGAGUGUCCAAUGCACCUAUUACUCCGCCUGAAUGCGGCACUGUUCGACAUAUUUGUCGCGAUAUUCAACAUGCAAGGCAGAGUCCCCAGACUGGGCCCGUUGCCGGCUUAAUUACCGCAUCCGAUUCUGCAGACACAAACAAGCCGAACAAACCUAAGCGGGGCCGCGCCAGCAAACAGCCCAAGUCAAAGCCAUACAUUGAUUCCGAGGCGAGUGGAUUAUUGGCCAUGUCCAUUGAUGACACCGGCCCUCCCCUUCUUGUCGUAUCCGAUAACGGCAACCCCAGUUCUUCUACGUCGCCUGCAGGUCCUCCGGCGGUGCCUGGGCCUGCUGAGCCGCCCACUCCUCAUGUCAGCUCGCCCGACCAACCUCUGCCAUUCGCACUGACACCUUCAACGUCAAUGCAAGACGCCUUCCCGACAUCUGUUUCAGCGCAAACUGCACCACCCAACCCUUCGGACACUAACAAGCCUCGCGAAGUGGCCCUGCUUAGUUACGAGGAAGUCGGCGUUUCCCCUAAUGACAAUCAGUAUCGCAAGGCACAACAUUUUCUCAAAAGGCCGCGUGUCGAAUUGCCGCCCGACCCUCAUCCUGAGAAACCCUUCUCAGUUUCUGUUGCCGAAAGCAACCUGCGCAAGCUUCGUGCAGAGGAGGCCAGCUUGCAAUUCGAGAUCGCGCACGCCCGUCAGGUACUCGAUGUAUGCCAGCGCGAGAUUGCCCGUCAAUCUCAGCAACUUGCUCGGCCUCAGCUUCCAGCCCCGCAUCACUAA
Psilocybe cubensis is the source of this 1023-nucleotide messenger RNA. RefSeq lists its product as uncharacterized. Bases 1 to 1023 code for a protein of 340 amino acids. The record is from RefSeq and is a predicted model, not a curated record. The transcript has 5 exons. NCBI's taxonomy places the organism in Eukaryota, Fungi, Basidiomycota, Agaricomycetes, Agaricales, Agrocybaceae.